CUAUUGUAUACCGCCAGAAAAGAAAGAAAGACGAAACGGCAGCAGCACCACCAGAGUCACCGGAACGCAGAAACCGCCGUCGAGUCCGAAGAGAUGUCGAAAAGAGGGAAGAAGAGAGAAGACGAGGACUUGGGUUCUGAGGACGAAGAACCAAAGCGGAUGAAGAAAUCUUCCAAGGCUGCUGCUGAUGAUUCCGACGAUGCUGACGCUGACGACAUUGUCGUCUGUGAGAUAUCGAAGAACCGUAGGGUUACGGUGAGGAACUGGCAGGGGAAGCUCGUGGUAGACAUUCGCGAGUUCUAUGUCAAAGAUGGCAAGCAACUUCCGGGCAAAAAAGGUAACCUUUUUUUUUUAUCCUGAAUUUCUGCAGUAAAACCCUAGAAUUGGCAAAGAUAUGUUAGAACAUUUCGUUAGGCUUUUAUGGUUUAAUUGACUCCUCAUUUCUGGUAGUUAAAUUUAUUGCAAUCGGGAACAAUUUGAAGUUUCUGUUAUUUUUUGCCACUAAAAAUAAAUUAGGGUUCUACAUUUUCAUUUGGGCCUGCAGCAGUCGGCCUUUGUACCUUUUUGUAUCAGUUGGUAUGCUUUUAUCAUUUACCUAUACUUAGCUUUUGGUCUUGUUUUAUGUUUACUGCGGUAUUAUAUGCCUUUUGUUGCCCCAAUUUUUGAAUACUUCAGGCCAUGGCAUUUAGAAAAGUUCUGUGCUUACUUCUUGGGUUCUCGGUUUUUUGUUGUAAUGUACAUUAGUGUUCAAUUGUGAUACAUGAUUAGUUGAACACAAUAUUUGAUAUGUUUUUCAUUCUUGCCCAAUGGUAGUGUGGAAACACUCUUUGAGGAAAUGUUAAAUGGUAAUGUCAUUGAAAUGGUAUGGAAAUUGUGAAGAAUGAUGUUGCAUUUGCUUUUUUAGAAUCAACUUGACUUUUUGUUAUUCUCUGUUUCAGGUAUAUCAUUGACUAUGGACCAGGUAUGCUUUAAUAGUUCUCCUCAUCUGACCUUUUUGGUGUCCUUUUGAUCUUUGUUCUAAUUUUCCAUGUACUCUUUACUCUUGAUUGAUGCUUUUUUCCUUUGAUUCACAGUGGAAUGUGCUUCGGAAGCAUGUCGAUGAAAUCGACAAGGCAGUUGCUGGAAUUAGUUGAAUGAAUGAUCAUGCUUUGGUGGAUGUUAAUAUUAGUAGGUUUUGAUCUCUAGAUGAAAUGGAAAUGGGGAGCGACUACUGUACUCUGCUAGGCUUAUGCUAACUAGUUAGCAUUAGUUUAGUCUUUUGGAUAGAGAGUAUUCCUAACUUGGUCUCUACUUUCCUUGAACGUAUGACUUAUUUUAUGUCUAUAUCGUAUAUGUUUGCCAAAUUUUCUUUCUUUGUUUCUUAUGUACUUUUGUUUGGUGCUGCGGUGUGCCUAUUGUUGCUAGUCCAUUUGUCAUUUUUAAUAGCGUAAGUGUACGUUGUUGUAAAUGGGACGGAUGGAGUACUUCAUACACCUCCGGUUUCUAAAUGAAUACAAGACUACUAUGGGAUGUAGUGUGAUAAAGAUACUCCUGUUUCUAAACGAGUAUAUGACCACUUCUUUUUCUGGUUUAUACUGAUAUUUUCACCGAAAAGUUUUGUGAGGUGGGUGUAUUGAAGUUUCCCUCUCAUUUUUCAUUCUAAAAACGAUGCUACUG
This is a messenger RNA of Oldenlandia corymbosa var. corymbosa, 1656 nucleotides long. Lineage: Eukaryota; Viridiplantae; Streptophyta; Magnoliopsida; Gentianales; Rubiaceae. The record is from the annotation of a GenBank genome assembly.